UAAGCUCCUCGUUCGAUGCUUCUCGCGGCUUUGAAGCGCUUGUCGCCCAGUCUCCUUUAUUACUUGCACGACUUUUCAAGUCUCCGUGGGUACCGGCAGCUCAGGUCGUGCCGUCUACGGAAUGUGUGCUCGCUCUGGGUACACAGACCCUGUUUGUUAACGAGCCGCCGUGCCACGCCUCUCUGGAAAUAUAAAGAGCCGACUCCCAGGGACUCGCACUUCACAGCUGCCAAAAUGAGAAACGUCGCGGUCACCCUGCUCUCCUACGUCGCCUGGCUCUGCCAAGCCGAGGACGCGUCUAAUGACGUUUCUGUAUUUAUGCCCAAUCAGUUGCAACAAGGAAGUUUUCCUGGUACAUCUGACCACACGGAGGCCACCCACAACCAAUCUAAAUCCAUGCUACUAGAAACAUUCUCCAUCAGUGGGUCCCUUGGAUCUGAGCCUAAAUACAACAACCAACAGGAGGCACAGGACUGGCAUAAGAGUGGCAAUGUGGUCCCCUUGCCACAGCCCAAUAAACUGAAAAAGGCAACCAAGAUCCACAGGUUUCCCACUGAGCACAACAGUGAGAAAAUCAGGAUUGAGACCCGGACAUUGGCUGCUGACACGAUCAAUACAAUCAAACAGUCCUUUGUGAGCAGCAACAACCGCACACAGAAGAGUGGGCACAGCAGCUUUCUCCCCACACCAGAUCUGGAACAAGACGUCCAGACAGCCGGUAGAACUUCGCGACUGCAGAGCCAAGUUCAACCCCAAGUGCAAAACAGAUAUAUGGAUCCUGAAGAGAACCGGCCAGGCAAGGCCAGCAUGUACCAUGUGGGAAGAAAUGGCACACGACAGUGGCAGGGCCUCAACCGACGGUCGUCCAGUCUGCUGCACCAACUUCACACUCUGAAGGAAGAGACAGAUGUAACAAAGGAAGCCAUCUGCUCCAGUGAGUGUGGAAAAGAGAAAGAAGAAAGAGAAUUGUUCUGCUCCAGUGAAUUCGCAGUCAAUGGCAUCGUACAUGAUGUGGACAUAAUUCGGCGUGGGAUUCGCCUUGUUACGUUGCUGGUAAAUAGCAAUGGAUUCUACAGAGCAAGUCCUCUCUAUGUCACACCUGAUGGCUUUUUCUUCAAGGUUCGCAUUUUGGUGUUGGAAACAUACAGAUGUGCCAAGCCUUGCCAUGACUUCAAACUAGGGAGCAGAUACAUAGUAAUGGGACACAUCUACCACCGGAGGCGCCAUCUUCCGAGCGAGCUGCCAAGAUUACUGGCUGGAAGGCUGAGGCCAGGGGAUGGUCUUGUUCGAAGCAGCAGCUACGUCAAGCGAUACAAUCGGAAGCGGGAACAAAGAAUGCAAGAUGUCUUACAACUCAAAUGCAAAUAAGAAAUCAUCAGGACAAUACAAUGCUCAAUAUAUACAUAGUAGGCAACUAGAAAUGACCAACUCCUGGACUUGAGGCUGCCACUCUACUAUAUUCAGCAGAGAGAGAUGUGUCACGCUUCAUAAUUUAUUACAGACUUUAAAGCAAGCAGCACAAAGUGACAGUUUAUUGCUGUAAAACAAGGAAAGGACUGGUCUUCUUAUUGGGACCCUAAGGCCGAUUACUCCUGUACAGUAUUUUGUAUUGUUUGUUAGGUUUGCAGAAUAUGGCUAGCAGCAGGAAUUCUAUUCAAGCACUUGUUUUGGGCAAUCCUGGAGGGCCACCGUGGCUACAGGUUUUCAUUCUAACCUUUUUCUUAAUUAGUGACAAGUUUUUGCUGCUGAUUAACUUAAUUGAAUUGCUAUUUAAGACUCAGCUCCUUUCAAUCAGGGAUGAGCAACGUUGAUCCUGGAAGACCGGUGUGGCUGCAGGGUUUUAUUCCAACCAAAUUGCUUGAAUUCACUUUUUAAAUUGAUCAUUACUACCAAUAAGAGGUUAAUAAGAAAGGAACCUGCAGAUAUUCACGUAAACUGUUUCCUUUAACCUGUAUGUACUCGUCGUGCACUUUUAACAGAAUAUUCAAAAGGAAACUGAAGAGAACCUGAAAAACUGAAAAUUAUUCAUUUGUUUUAGGCUUUGAAUCAUUUGGAUGAU
Molecule: messenger RNA, 2059 nt
Organism: Polypterus senegalus (gray bichir)
Lineage: Eukaryota; Metazoa; Chordata; Cladistia; Polypteriformes; Polypteridae
Exons: 5
Coding region: 16-1368 (450 amino acids)
Molecular function (GO): protein binding
Source: RefSeq, a predicted model, not a curated record